Molecule: messenger RNA, 6651 nt
Organism: Xenopus laevis (African clawed frog)
Lineage: Eukaryota; Metazoa; Chordata; Amphibia; Anura; Pipidae
Gene: snx13.L
Product: sorting nexin 13 L homeolog
Exons: 27
Coding region: 252-3311 (1019 amino acids)
Cellular component (GO): early endosome; organelle
Molecular function (GO): phosphatidylinositol binding
Source: RefSeq, a predicted model, not a curated record
CACUGUAGCCCCACCCCUCCCACUCCUCUCGUGCUGCUGCUGCUGCCGUGCUGUGUGUGUGUGUGUCCCAGCACGGUCAGCAUGGAGUAUGCAGUGGCUUAACUAAUGCGGGGCCUCGAGUCCUGAAGGGCCCCGAUGCCCACUUUGCCGCCCGCUUCUGGUGAAGGGUCGUGCGUUCUGCUGUGGAACACACGGCCAUCUUGGAUUUUGUUUUUUUAUCAACCUAGGGAGCAGGGCGGGAGGGGAUCGGCAUGGAGCCUGGCUCCGGUCUGAUCAGCCAAAAGGCCCCGUCCCGGCUCUGUUAUGAUCUGCUCUGUGACAGCUGGGGACAGGCUGAGACUCACAUCAGCCGGAGGGAACUGGAGAAGCCCCCACCAGAGGUAGACUCAGCUCAGGAGCCUUGUCUUGAUGAAAGGAAUAGAAAAGAGGAUGUUGCCAGCUACAUUUUAAAGGCUAGUCUUUCCAUAUGGGGAUGGGGAAGUCUUGGCGUUGUGCUGUUCCUGAUCAAGUUUGGACCUUUUGCUAUAUUCUACUUUGCCUUUUACAUACUAUGCUUUGUUGGAGGGGGUUUUGUAGUGACUAUCCUUUUUGGCAAAACAAGUUCAGAACGACACUUAGAAAGGUGUGAGCACUCUUUUCUACCAUCAACAUCUACUGGCAUUCCCAAGUGUUUGGAAGAAAUUAAACUUGAACCUAGAACCAUCAAGAUUGACAGAAGAAUAACAGGUGCCAGUAUGAUUGAUGAGCCCCUGCAGCAGGUUAUACAAUUUUCAUUGAGGGAUUAUGUCCAGUACUGGUAUUACACACUAAGUGAGGAUGAAUCUUUUCUCCUUGAAAUCAGGCAAACUCUCCAGAAUGCGCUUGUACAGUUUUCUACUAGGUCAAAAGAAAUUGACUGGCAGCCUUAUUUUACCACCCGUUUAGUUGAUGACUUUGCCACUCAUCUUCGAGUGUUCAGAAAAGCGCAACAAAAAAUGGCAGAAAAGGAAGAUCAAAAGAAAGAUAAAACUGAAGAUUUUAUAGAUACUUUUUUCGAGGUUGAAGUUGAGAUGGAAAAAUGUGUCUGCCGUGACCUUGUCUGCACUUCAUCCAAAGACGAGGAAGGGUGCCUAAAGGAUUUAUGUGAAGUUUUACUAUAUUUAUUGCUACCUCCUGGAGACUUCCAGAAUAAAAUCAUGCGAUAUUGUGUGAGGGAAAUCCUUUCACGAGGAAUUCUUCUUCCUUUAAUAAACCAGCUCAGUGAUCCUGAUUAUAUUAAUCAAUAUAUCAUUUGGAUGAUUCAUGAUUUCAGUUGCAACUACGAGGCCUUUAUGAAUGUUAUUAAAUUAAGUGACAAUAUAGGAGAAUUGGAAGCUGUGAGAGACAAAGCUGCAGACGAACUGCAGUAUCUUCGUUCUUUGGAUACUGUUGGAGAUGAUAUCAACACUAUAAAAAAUCAGAUAAACAGCUUACUCUUUGUAAAGAAAGCAUGUGAAACAAGAAUACAGAGAUUGCAGUCGGGGAAAGAAAUUGACACUUUGAAGUUGGCUGCAAACUAUGGAAAACUUUGCACAGUCCCAUUGGACAAAAUUCUUAUAGACAAUGUUGCACUACAGUUUUUUCUGGAUUUUAUGCAGCAGACCGGAGGGCAAGCACAUCUCUUCUUCUGGCUGACGGUGGAAGGAUACCGAGUCACAGCGCAGCAGCAACUUGAGGUUCUGCACAGCCGACAAAGGGACGGAAACCAUCAAACCAACCAAACAAAAGGUUUGCUACGAGCUGCAGCGGUUGGAGUGUAUGAACAGUAUUUAUCUGAGAAGGCAUCACCUAGAGUCCAUAUUGAUGACUACUUAUUAGGAAAGCUUGAAGAGACCUUGAACAGCGAAGAUCCAACACCUGAAAUUUUUGAUGACAUACAGAGAAAGGUUUACGACAUGAUGCUGCGCCAUGAAAGAUUUUACCCAUCGUUCCGUCACAACACUCUCUAUAUCCGAAUGCUGGCAGAGCUCGACAUGUUAAAGGAGCCAAGUUUUAAAGGGUCGGAUGAUGGAGAUGGAGAAUUUUUCAAUGGGUCACCUAACGGCAGUAUACAUUCGUCUCUAGAUGACCUGACCAGCUCUGAUGAGCUAUUGCAGAUUAACGCUUUUAUUUCUGACACUGGAGUUUGUAAUGAACAUGGUAAAACGUAUGCACUAUACGCCAUCACUGUCCAGCGACGAAGUUUAGACGCCGUUGAAGACAUGUGGAAAACGUAUCGCCGUUACAGUGACUUUCAUGACUUCCACAUGCGAAUCACGGAACAGUUUGAGAGCCUUGCAAGCCUUUUGAAGCUGCCUGGGAAGAAGACGUUUAACAAUAUGGAUAAGGAAUUUCUAGAAAAGCGGAGAAACGACUUAAAUGCAUAUUUACAGCUGCUACUGAAUCCAGAGAUAGUGAAAGCGUGUCCUGCACUUGCUCAUUAUGUAUUUGACUUCCUUGAGAACAAAGCCUAUAGUAAAGGCAAAGGCGACUUUGCAAGGAAGAUGGAUACAUUUGUCAUUCCUCUGAGGAACUCAAUGAGGAAUGUCUCCAAUGUGGUUAAAUCAAUCCCUGAUAGUUUGGCUGAAGGAAUGAAUAAAAUGUCUGAUAACAUGGGCAAAAUGUCAGAAAAAAUCGGACAAGAUAUAAAACACUCCUUCUUUAAGGCUCCGAUUCUCGUACCAAAAACGGAUGCAUUUCCAGAACUCUAUCGAGUGUCCGCACAACUGGAUGACAAUGUGGAUGACAACAUUCCGCUGAGAGUGAUGCUUCUCCUUAUGGAUGACGUCUUUGACUUGAAAGAAAGGAAUCAGUGGUUAAGAAGACAAAUUACAAGCCUUCUCCAGCAGCUCAUAAGAGCAACCUAUGGAGACACCAUUAAUAGAAAAAUUGUUGACCACGUGCAAUACAUGACCUCCCCAGACCAAGUAGCGGAUUAUGUGAAACAGUUCAGAGAAUCGUUUUGGCCAAAUGGAAUAUUGGCGGAAUCAGCUCUACGAAGAGACCGGAGUAUUCGAAUGAGAACAAGAGUGGCAGCUAAAACCAAUCUACUGGAAAUAAUGCCAGAUGAACUGAAGCAUAUCAUUGGUGCUGAAACAACUCGGAAAGGCAUCCUGCGGGUGUUUGAAAUGUUUCAGUACAACCAGCUGAACAGGAGACUUGUGUACGUUUUUAUAGAGGGCUUCCUGGAAACCUUAUUUCCACAGUAUAAGUUCCGUGAGCUUUUCUAUAAACUCCAUUCUCGGUCAGAACGCAUGCAAAAAUAUAGACAGAGAGCACAGCCUUCUCAAGCGCCUUCCUUGCAGAAAAGGUGACACUACAGUUUGCUAAGAGGUGCCCUAAGAAACUCUUCAGUGUUUGAUUCCGGCAUUCCUGACUUUAGCUUGGGUAUGAUCACCUGGGCUUCAAAACACCUACUUAGGUUUCCACUCCAAUCAUGUAGUGUCAUAUAAAAUACUAAUGCAUCCAGAUGUGUGAUCCUUUCACAUCCUUGCCUUCUGUACAAUCAUCGGAUUGUGUUUGUAUGACUUAAAUGAUUUGGUGCAUCUGCAAUACUGAGGAGCAGGGUGGCUUGGUCAAUUUUCAGUAUGCGGAACCAGCUAAUCUGGGGUUCUGACCAAAAAAGAGCUGGAGGCGAUCAAGCCCUAGUUGUCCAGAAGAAGUGCCAGACUGGAUUUUUCUACACAAAGUACAAGCACAAUUGCAGUGGUUUACUGGAGACCUGAGCUAGGUUGAGUUCAGAUUGGGAGAUUGUGCAAUUACCUUUUUGGUUAGACAUCAAGACUCCUCAAUCAAGGCAUAGAAGGCCAGGGUAAACAUGACUGUACCAGGUCAUAAAAUAAAAAUGCUAUUGUGGUUUAAGGAAUGGCAAUAAUAAACAAAGAUAUCCACAGGUCUUAUGCUGACCCCAAAAGCCAGCCAUCAAUUGGCAUGUGAACCAUAGGUGUAAACCUUUAGAGGUUCCAUAACCAAAUGGUACCUACACUGUCCACAAAGUCCAGCCAACAAUUGUCAUAAGAACCAUUAAUGUAAACCUUUUAGAGGUUCCAUAACUCAAUGGUUCCUAUGCUGUCUCCGAAGUCCAGCCAACAAUUGUCAUAACAAUCUUUAAUGUAAACUUUUUAGAGGCUCCAUAACCAAAUGGUUCCUACAGUCCCCAAAGGCCAGCCAACAAUUGUCAUAGGAACCAUUGAUGUCAACCUUUUAGAGGCUCCAUAACUCAGUGGUUUUUACGCUGUCUCCGAAGUCCAGCCAACAAUUGUCAAAAGAACCAUUAAUGUAAACCUUUUAGAGGCUCCAUAACCAAAUGGUUCCUACGCUGUCUCAGAAGUCUAAUAAUUGCCGUAUGAACCAUAAAUCUAAACAUUAAGAGGCUUCAUAACUAAAUGGGUGGCUAAUCCUGAACGCUGAUGUAACAGUCUGUGGCAGCAUGCUUCAUUUACAAAACAUUGAUCAUAUCUGCCUUUUCAUUGUGGAUUUUUACUUUAAAUUAUCAGUUUAAACUGGCUUUGGGCAAGUCAAUAGUACAUAAUGCUGAUGGAUAGAGACUGGAGACUGAAGAAGCUAGAACUGGCUUGCAGAUGCUGUGUGAGCACUAUGGGGUUGUUUGUCUUUACUGAGUAAAGAACUAUUUGGCAGAGUUGCACUUGCAAAACACCUGUUUAUCUUGAAAAGAAAAUUCCACUUUAAUUGAAAAAUGAACUUUUUUUAUUUUUUUUAUUAUUCUAUUUACUCCACAAGUAACACACAGUGGGCAGUCAAGGAAUUUAACCUUAAAAGUAGACAGUCCUCGGCUGGUUGUUUGUAUCACACAGAAAAGAAAUGUUGACACUAAUUGUGCUCUGUAUGCUCGCAUCCAAUCAAAAUGAUUCGAAAUUUCUGUUCUGUGCCGCAGAUGUGCAACCUUCACACUCCAGAUGUGUCACCAUAGCUCCUAUUACCCUCAGUCAGACAAAUAAUGCAUUUGUAUUUUCUACCUGGUUGGAGGCUGGGAAAUUUGGUCUCAAGCUGUUUGUAGAAUCUUUUGGAAUUACUACAUUUGGUGCAGCCUCUAAAGCUGGUUUUAAAGCCUUUGCAUUGAUGGUGCACAUAAAUCAUAUACAUUGUACAUUGUGACGUUCACAAGGUUCUAUCUCUUGCUGCUUGUGGUACUCUCUGGUGUAUUGUUUUACAUGGAAACACACUGCACAUCAUGUGUAGCAACGCUAAAUAUACAUAGUGCUACAACUGCUUAUUUUAUUCAAUGAACUGUUAUUGGCGGGGGAAGUGUGUGGAUUAAGAGAAUAUAUAUUUAUGGGUUUUUGUUUUUUUUAAUUCACGGUUUCUAUUGCCUUUUUAUCCUUGAGAUAGUGAUGACUUUGGCUUGUGCUAUUGCUGGACUAAAUCUUCCUGCAUCCUCCACCAAUCAAAUUCCAGAAGCUUAGCCAUGCUUGUUCAACUUCAGGCCUCAGCAGACCUAAUACUAGUUAUACUCACAUUUUUAGAAAUGUUAGCUUGUUCCAGCUGACUGAACAAGGUAUCCGCCAUUUUAGAUGGGGGCUGCUUGAUCCAUAUCCAACAUUGUACUGGUUUAAUCUGUAGCACAUAUCCUUGACCAGUGAAUAUCAUGUAUGUACCCCUUUAGUUUUCCCUGUAAUUUAUUGUCAUAAACAAAUCCUCUCUUGCUUCGAAGAAGUGUGUCCAUAAACCAUUGGAUGGGUCACAAGUGCAGAGUAAUGUGUGUGUUUCUUGGUUUCCAUAGUUUCUGGUGUGCACUGGUGCCAGAACUUGUGUGCAUGGAUGCUGUUGCACUGCUCAGAGGGAACCUGACUCCAUUUUAGUAGCAUUUUUCCUGUAUUUCCCCAAUACCACAUAAAAUACUGCAUUGAGACACUCCUUUUUAUAUCUUUAAUACUUUACGUAUACCUCAAUUAAACAGUACUAGCGAUCUUUAUUUAGUUGAUAUCUAUGGAGAAUUUCCCAGCUGAAGAAAACAGGGGCAUUCAGCUGCACUAUUCACAGUACAGUCAUGAACUUAGUUAUAUUUUCUAAACAAGUCGACUAGUUGUGGAAAAUAUAACCUGUUUUAAUUGUAGCCAAGGAUUUCCCUGAAUUGCAAAUACACGUAGCAGCUGUUGCGUUGCCUGUCUUGGCAGGUAUAAGCUUUAAAAGAGCCUCCGGAGGCAUGUAGAGCAAUGCCUUACUAGCCAUACAGAGUGAGUGCAGUCUGGGAAGAAGUUUUAGAAUUGGAGAGAAGCAAUAUGGUGGGCGAUUCAUAAUUCUGUGUAAUAAAAAAAGAGACCCUUAAUGAUAAAAUAAUGGCGGCACCUAAUUCUUCUCAACGACUUCAUAACGACACUCCUUUUUAUAUCUUUAAUACUUUACGUAUACCUCAAUUAAACAGUACUAGCGAUCUUUAUUUAGUUGAUAUCUAUGGAGAAUUUCCCAGCUGAAGCAAACACCCUUGCACGUCCUGCAUAUUUAUUUAUGGAAAUAUACAUUUCUCUUUAAGCCCAAAACAAAAUACAAGCACAUUAAAUGGUUCCAAUGAAAUUAGCCAUAGUUUGUGUGUGAAUAUAACUGGGACUUAGACUGUAAGAUGCACUGGGGCAGGGGCUGAUGUAUAUGAUGGAUAUCUCUGCAAUAGUUGAGCUUGGAGAAAGAAGAGUAAAUCCU